AUGGCAGAAAAUAACUUGAUUAAUCUAUUAAUAGAUCUAAAUACCUGCAGAAGUAAUCCAUGUAAACAUCAAGGAACUUGCUUUAAUACUGGGCCAGAUCAGUUUUCUUGUAAUUGCUUAACCAAUUACACAGGAUCUACUUGUGAAACAUUUGAUAUCGAUGAUUGCUAUCCGAAUCCAUGCAAGCAUGUUUAUUCAACUUGUGUAGAUGGUAUACAAUCCUAUACUUGCCACUGUCCUUCAGGCUGGACAGGCAAACAAUGCCAAUCAGAUUUAUACUCUUGUAGAAGUUCACCUUGUAAACACGGUAGUUGUAACAAUACUGGUCCAGAUAAAUAUUAUUGUAAUUGCACUUAUCAAUGGACAGGAAUUAACUGUGAUAGUGAUCUAAAUUCCUGUCAAAGUAGCCCAUGCAGAAAUGGUGGAAAGUGUGAUAAUACCGGUCCUGAUAGUUUUAAGUGCCAGUGUCCUAGUAAUCAUACCGGAUCGUAUUGUGAGACAUUCGAUAUUGAUGAUUGUAAGUCAAAUCCUUGCAAGCAUAUCUACGCAAAAUGUAUCGAUAAAAUUAAUAAUUACCAAUGCUUGUGCCCUUCCGAUUGGACAGGAAAGCAUUGCGACCAAGAUCUAAAUAGUUGCCGUAGCUCGCCUUGCAAAAAUGGGGGAUCUUGUACAAAUGUCGGUAUUGAACAGUAUCAAUGUACAUGUUCUGCUAAUUGGACGGGAGAAAACUGCGAAAAAGAUAUGAACUCAUGUCGUUUAAGCCCAUGUUUUAAUGAAGGAAGCUGUCAAAAUGAUGGCCCAGAUCUCUAUAAAUGUCAGUGUCUUCAAGGAUAUGAAGGACAACGUUGCCAGAAUGAUAUUAAUGAAUGUGUAUCCAAUCCUUGUGGGAAUAAUGGCACGUGUAUUGAUAGAAUAAAUGAUUUUCAUUGCAUAUGUCCAGUAUCUUGGACAGGAAAGACUUGUAGCGACGAUAUGAAUCCAUGUCGUAGUUUUCCAUGCGAAAAUAAUGCUAAAUGUACCAAUACUCAAGUGAAUACAUAUAAGUGCCAAUGUCCAAAAGGAUUAACAGGAUCAAGAUGUCGAGGAGAUAUUAAUGAAUGUUUACGACAUCCAUGCAUGCAUAAUGGUACUUGCAUUAAUCGAUUUGGUAGCUACUCUUGCAAUUGUCCCGUAGGAAUUACUGGUAGCCACUGCGAAGAAGACAUUAUCGAUUGUACACCAACUACCUGUCAUCAUCAAGGAAAGUGCCACGAUACUAUGGGGUCUUAUUCUUGCACUUGUAAGAGAGGAUUUACAGGUAUCCAUUGUGAGACUAAUAUCAAUAACUGUCAAUCAUCACCUUGCCAAAAUUCUGCCACCUGUAUUGAUGGAGUCGACAGCUAUCAAUGUUACUGUCCUGCAGGAUUUACUGGUCAUCAUUGUCAAGUUAAUAUUGAUGAAUGUUCUAGCCAACCUUGUAUGAAUAAUGCUACAUGUGUUGAUGGUAAUCAUGGUUAUCAAUGUAGUUGCAUGCCAGGAUUUCAUGACACUUAUUGCCAUAUUAACAUAAACGAAUGUCAAUCAUUUCCUUGCUUAAAUGGUGGAAAUUGUGUUGAUGGCAUUAAUGGUUAUACGUGUAACUGUACGGGAAGUGGGUUUCAAGGUGAUCACUGCCAGAAAAAUAUUAACGAUUGCCUUAAGCAUCGAUGCAAGAAUAAUGCAAAAUGUAUCGAUUUGCUGGAUGAUUAUCGUUGCCAAUGCCUGCAAGGAUUUACUGGAUAUUAUUGUGAAACAAAUAUCGACGAUUGCUCCCCUAAUCCUUGCUAUCAUAAUGGCACUUGUAAGGAUGAAAUUAAUAACUUCACUUGCAAUUGUCCAGAUGGAGUAAAAGGUCGAAGUUGUAAUAUAGAUAUCAACGAAUGUACCAGUAAUCCAUGCCAAAAUAAUGCAAUCUGCAUCAAUCAAUUCAACUUUUAUCAAUGUGCAUGUGCAAAAGGUUAUACAGGUAAAAAAUGUGAGCUGGAUAUUAAUGAGUGCGGCUCUCAGCCUUGUCAACAUGGAGCAACGUGCCAUGAUUUAGCGAAUUCAUAUCGAUGCUCAUGCCAACCAGGUUAUGGCGGAUUCAAUUGCCAAAUCAAUCACGAUGAAUGUUUUUCAGCGCCAUGCAUUCAUGGCAAUUGCAGUGAUUUAGUAAAUGAUUAUCAUUGCUCAUGCCAAUCAGGUUAUACGGGUAAAUCAUGCCAAACUGAAAUUAAUGAAUGUGCAAGUUCACCAUGCUUAAAUAAUGGCACAUGCCAAGAUCAGUUAAAUGGCUAUCAAUGCUAUUGUAGGCCAGGAUUUACAGGUAAUAGUUGCCAAAGUGAUAUCAAUGAAUGCCAAUCAGUACCAUGUUAUCAUGGUGGUCAAUGUCGAGAUUUAGUGAAUCAAUAUCAAUGCCAAUGUCCAGCUGGAUUUAUGGGUCAAAAUUGUCAAAUUAAUAUCGAUGAAUGCGCUAGCUCUCCAUGUCUCCAUAAUAGCCAAUGUAUCGAUCAAAUCAAUCAAUAUCGAUGCUUAUGCAAACCUGGCUAUACAGGUAUCCACUGCCAAAGUGAUAUUGAUGAAUGUCAAUAUCAUACCUGCCAUCAUAAUGGUACUUGCUUAAAUUUAUUGAAUCAAUAUCAAUGCAUAUGCCAAGCAGGUUAUACAGGCAAAAAUUGCCAAAUUAAUAUUGACGAUUGUACACCUAAUCCAUGCCAUUCUAAUGCAAAAUGUAGCGAUUUAGUAGAUGAUUAUCAAUGCGAUUGCCCUAGGGGUAUUAAAGGCAAAUCUUGUAUCGAUAGUUGUGCUGAUGCACCAUGCCAACACAGUGGUAUAUGUAGUGAUCUUGCUCAAGGAUACCAUUGCCAAUGCCAGCCUGGUUAUAAUGGAUCUGACUGCCAAAUCAACAUUAACGAAUGUCAUAGCAAACCAUGUCAAAAUGGAGGUAUUUGCAUUGAUGGCAUUCAUUCCUAUCAGUGCCAUUGCCGACCUGGUUAUACCGGUAGAAAUUGCCAUGUUGAAAUAGAUGAAUGCCAAAGCCGACCUUGCCAAAAUGGUGGCCAUUGCCAAGAUUUAUUAGCUGAUUAUAGCUGCCAGUGUCCAUUAGGUUACGAUGGUAAGCAAUGCCAACAUGAUAUUGAUGAAUGCCAAAGUUCACCAUGUUUACAUCGUGGAUUAUGCUAUCAAGGCAUUAAUCAAUAUCGAUGUGAUUGUAAUGGAACUGGUUAUCAAGGUCAACGCUGUCAAAAUGAAAUUAAUGAAUGCUUAAGUUCACCUUGUGUUCACGGCCAAUGUGAAGAUUUAAUCCGCCAAUAUAUUUGUCGUUGCCAGCGUGGUUUUAUCGAUCGAAACUGUCAAGUUAAUAUUAACGAAUGUGCAUCUUUACCAUGUCAACAUGGUGGCCAAUGCGUCGAUUUAAUUAACGGCUAUCAAUGCCAAUGCCAACCUGGUUAUGUUGGUAAUCAAUGCCAAAAUGAUAUUAAUGAAUGUCUUCAUGAAGAUAAUUAUUGCUUAAAUGGUGGCAAAUGCCACGAUUUGCAAGCAAAUUAUUCUUGCCAAUGUCAAUCUGGCUUUACUGGUCGACACUGCGAAAUUAAUAUCAAUGAAUGUCACAGCCAACCUUGCUUAAAUCAAGGCACAUGUAUGGACAAUGUUGACAGUUACCAUUGCUUAUGCCAUCAAGAUUUUACUGGUCUCCAUUGCGAGACCAACAUUAAUCAAUGCCUUAGUCAACCUUGUCUUCAUAACGGUAAUUGCACUGAUUUAGUUGAUGGCUAUCAAUGCCAUUGCCAAUCUGGCUACCACGGUAUUCGUUGCCAGUUGGAAAUCAACGAAUGUCAAUCCAACCCAUGUCUCAAUUAUGCCACAUGUAAUGAUUCCAUUAAUGGUUAUCAUUGCCAAUGCAGGCCUGGAUUUACUGGAAGCCAUUGUCAAACUGAUAUUGAUGAAUGCCAAGUAGCCAAUCAACCUUGCCAACAUGGUGCAACUUGUCAUAACUUAAUCAACCAAUAUCAGUGUUCAUGUCGAUUGGGUUAUACUGGUGUUCAUUGCCAAAUUAAUAUGAACGAAUGUUCUUCAAUGCCAUGCUUUAAUAAUGCUACAUGCCGUGAUGAAAUUAAUGGUUAUACAUGCCAUUGCCCACCUGGCUGGACAACAAAUGAUUGCAGCCUUGAAGUUGACGAGUGUCUUGCAAAUCAAUGCCAAAAUGGUGCUAGUUGUAUAGAUGAGUUUAACGGUUAUAUCUGCAAAUGUACAGAAGAAUUUACUAGCCGAUUUUGUGAACAAAGAAUUGAUUAUUGUUCUACAUCUAAUGGCACCAUGCUGAUUCCUUCAUUGGCAUGUGGUGAUUAUGGUACUUGCAUUAGCCUUACAGAUGGAUAUAAAUGUAACUGCGAUCCCGGUUAUACGGGGCUGUUAUGUCAAAGAGCAAUAAAAAGAUGUGAUCCAAAUCCGUGUAGCAACGGUGGAACUUGCUUAGAGGGUAAAAGUAACUAUACUUGCCAAUGUCGCGAUGGAUACAUUGGAGAAUUAUGCCAGCAAGGUUUAUUUUCCACUUCUGCAUCUAAGUCAUUGAGCCUAUCAUCUAUUGGUACGCUAAAACACACUGGCCAAGAAUCCCAUUCCAUCAUGCUUUUCAUUAUCUUUGGACUGGGUGGGAGUAUACUCAUUGCGUUACUAGCAACCUAUUAUACUUGUGUCCACAGAAGACGAAAAAUGACGUUUAAAAGCUUACUCUUUCGUAAACGUAGAGUUAAUCAUGAUCGGGAAAAGAUUCAACCUUAUCGUAAUCCAAUUUUUUCACUUCAUGGUGAAUAUCAACACCUUGAAUCCGAUUCAGAUGAAGAUGAUAAUACAGUCUCAAACGCUACUACAAGAUCCAACGAAUUCCGAAUAUCGGUUAGUUCUGAGGAAGGGGAUGUAGAUUCUAUUAUGGAGUUUGAACUAAAGGAAGAUUCUUCAGGUGCUUAUAUUAAUCCGAACUUUGAUCAAACGGAUGAUUCAUCGGUACAUGUUUAUGAUUCCCUGUAUUACCGACCAUCUAAUAGCCGACGCAAUUCUCAAACUCACCAAGCAACAGUUAAUCAACGUAACGAGCAAGAUGACCAUAUAUACGAACGAUUAACAAAUUAUACUUAA
Molecule: messenger RNA, 5133 nt
Organism: Trichoplax adhaerens
Lineage: Eukaryota; Metazoa; Placozoa; Uniplacotomia; Trichoplacea; Trichoplacidae
Exons: 19
Coding region: 1-5133 (1710 amino acids)
Biological process (GO): establishment or maintenance of epithelial cell apical/basal polarity; heterophilic cell-cell adhesion
Cellular component (GO): plasma membrane; protein-containing complex
Molecular function (GO): calcium ion binding
Source: RefSeq, a predicted model, not a curated record